Molecule: messenger RNA, 1358 nt
Organism: Nicotiana tabacum (common tobacco)
Lineage: Eukaryota; Viridiplantae; Streptophyta; Magnoliopsida; Solanales; Solanaceae
Product: phosphoenolpyruvate carboxylase kinase 1
Biological process (GO): protein phosphorylation
Molecular function (GO): ATP binding; protein kinase activity
Source: RefSeq, a predicted model, not a curated record
CUUCAACAAAACCCCAAACACCAAACAAAAAAGCCUAAAUAAUAAUAUGAGCCAAGCCUUGAAAAGCGACUUCCAAAUCUGCGAAGAAAUCGGGCGUGGUAGAUUCGGUACCGUCUACCGCUGCUUCUCACCGGUCACCGGUCAUUCCUUCGCCUGUAAAUCCAUCGAAAAAUCCCUCCUCCUCGAUUCCACCGACCGUGAGUGCCUCGACAAGGAACCCAAGAUUCUCCAGCUCCUUUCUGGUAGUCCAAACAUUCUUCACCUCUACAAAAUCUACGAAGAUGAAAACUUCCUUCACAUGGUAACCGACCUCUGCCCUAACAACGAUCUUUACGAGCGGGUUUCCACUGGGCCGUUAUCCGAACGCGCCGCCGCUAACAUUCUGGUCCAAUUAAUUUCCGCGAUUAAUCACUGUCACAAAAUGGGGGUGGCCCACCGCGAUAUUAAGCCGGAUAAUGUUCUUUUUGAUUCGCAGGACAGGUUGAAGUUGGCUGAUUUUGGAUCUGCGGAGUGGUUUGUUGGGUGUGAGGGGGGGUUGAUGAGUGGGGUGGUGGGUACGCCGUAUUACGUGGCACCGGAGGUUUUAAUGGGGAAAGAAUACAAUGAGAAAGUCGAUGUGUGGAGCGCCGGUGUUAUUUUAUAUAUUAUGCUUUCUGGGGUUCCUCCUUUUUACGGUGAAACUACAACUGAGACAUUUCAGGCUGUUUUAAGGGCAAAUUUGAGAUUUCCCACUAGGAAUUUUAGGUCGGUUUCGCCUGAAGCUAAGGAUUUGCUGAGGAAGAUGAUCUGUAAGGAUGUUUCUAGAAGGUUUUCAGCUGAACAAGUCCUGAGACACCCGUGGGUAAUUAAUGGAGGAGAGACUAGAUCAAUGGCUGAUUUAACCUGAAGAUGAUUAGUGGUGUUUUAUGAACUAAUCCUAUCUUAUAAAUACUAGCAGUAAAAAAUUUAUAAGCUUCUGCUGUAUAUACACCAGCCCCAAUGUUUGAAGAUUGGAAUGGCCUAUGUGAAAAAGAAGAGUAUGAGAAAGGAAAAACACCAUAGCAGGGGCUACUCAAGGUUGUGUAUAGCAGGGGUUCCUCUUUUUUUAAACCUUUUUUUCUCUAUGCUGUUGUGCUGUGGAGAAGAAUCUUUUGAGGAUAAUGAAUCUCCUAUAUAGUAUAUGAUACUAAAAAGAAAAAGAAAAAAAAAAGAAAAAUAUUCGGCUAUGUAAAAAUCUAUGCUUUUUUCCCACCUUUAUGUGUUUUUGGAAUAUGAAAGGUUGAGGAAGUGAGGGAAGGAUAAGUGCUUAUCCUUCAGUUUUGUAAUAAAGUUUACUGCUUUUAUAAUAAUAUGGUCUUUAUGAUAUUAUAGUUUUGCAA